AUGGAGUCAAGUGUAUUCGAGGCACAAAGUCUCUUCUACCAAAGCGCGUAUUCGGGUUGCAUUGAAUUCGCACAGACACAUGCACCGAACGGCAUCACGGAUAAUACGAGUCUGAUUCUCCUUGUGUACGCAGCGCGCGCAGCUCUGGCUAUGGGAGACAUCGCGGGAGCCCGGCAACUGCUGGGCGAUGAUUCAGAGCAGCCUGUCGCCAUGUCCGUACUGCUUCUUGCGGACUUUAUGGAAAUGAAGCGCUCCGGCGACGAUGCGGGCAGCGAAGAUGUGAUUCAACAGCUCAUCAUGUUGCUCGAUGUCGUCGAACCGGGCGAACUUGCAGCCGAAAUUGUGAGAUAUCAAGUAGGCCUGGCUCUGCAUGAAAAUGGUGAUACGAAAAACGCGCUGGAAACAUUGGGUGUGAUUGGAGCUGGAGGAAGUACGGAGCUUGAGUGUAUUGCGCUGGGUGUGCAUAUUCUGCUGGAGAUCCAGCGUGUAGACUUGGCGGAAAAAGAAUAUCUCGCUGCCAGGAAACAGAACGAUGACUCGAUUCUAGUGCAGUAUAUGGAAGCAUGGAUUGGACUUGUGCGCGGUGGGCGAGCUACGCAGCAAGCAUAUUACGUAUAUGAUGAAAUGAGCCAAAACACAAUGAUUGCUCACACGCGAAAUAUGGUUCCAUCGCUAGUUGGCAAAGCUGUGGCGCAGGCGGCUCAAAACGAUGUGCCUGGGGCAACAAAUACACUGAAUGAGGCGUUGGCCCUUGACCCACAACACACGCUAGCGUUGGCAAACCAAGGUGUUGUGCAAUCCCUUGCAAGUGAUGUCACUGUACCUGAGGCGGAAUCCACAACAAAUAUGUAUGCCAAAACAGAGCCAGCAUCUGCACUAGUAUCUUUUUGGGAUACAAAACGCUAUGAGCUGGAACAAGCAGUUGCUGCGAUGCAAUAG
Messenger RNA from Malassezia globosa CBS 7966, 939 nucleotides. RefSeq lists its product as uncharacterized. Gene Ontology annotation, biological process: intra-Golgi vesicle-mediated transport; retrograde vesicle-mediated transport, Golgi to endoplasmic reticulum; endoplasmic reticulum to Golgi vesicle-mediated transport. The record is from RefSeq and is a predicted model, not a curated record. Gene Ontology annotation, molecular function: structural molecule activity; protein binding. Gene Ontology annotation, cellular component: COPI vesicle coat. Lineage: Eukaryota; Fungi; Basidiomycota; Malasseziomycetes; Malasseziales; Malasseziaceae. The coding region runs from base 1 to 939 and encodes 312 amino acids. The transcript has a single exon.